AUGAGUACCACCCUCCCACCAAUGCAUGCCGCACUUUCGGUCCUUGGGACAAUGGCCGGCCAAUAUCUUGCCAGCCAAGCACAGGCUGUACAGGCUGCAGCUGCGCAAACAAAUAGCCUCUGCGAUGUCUGCCAUGCCAAACCCAAGUACUUUGAUGGAACGAAGACGCAUUCAUCCUGUAGCAAGACUUGUGCGGCUAAGAUGCCGAACCGAGGGACGACCAACAACCCUCCCCAGAAAAGGAAGAGUACGAAGCCAGCAUCUCAGUUGUGCGAUUACUGUCACAAGCAACCCAAGUACAAUGACGGUACCACUACGCAUUCUUUCUGUGGCAAGACAUGUGCAAAGAAUGCAAAGGCCGCAGGAAUAGCCUCAGCGCCAGCGAAGUCUCUGAAGAAUGGCUGUUUAAUUUGUGGGAGCCCUAAGAAGAAAGGGCACUUUUGUAGCCAGACAUGUCAUUCCAAGGCGACGAAGAAGGCACCGGUCCUUCUUGAAGUGCCGCAAGGGCACGAUACUUUCGGGAGCGUUUCUGACCAGUUUAAGGCCUCCUGGCGACACCAGACAUCAUGUCCCACUGUACGCAGAGUAUAUAAGGUCAUUGGACACCCAACCUCCAUCGCUAAAUACGAAGCAUACCGAGCGCAAGUCGAGGCUCGAGGGAACUUUGCUGCUACAGGGCGGUCGCCCGGAAACGAGAACCGCCGUUGGCACGGAACCACGAGGGAGUGCCUCCUCGGUGAUAAUGGGAAUAGCUCCCUCUGUUCUUCUCAAUCAUGUUCAGCUAUGUGGGAUCCUUCAUUCGGUGCGGGAAUCUAUACAUCAUCCACUUCGUCCAAGUCCAACGACUAUUCUAACAACGUGAAACCAUCGAAACUGAAGGCCGUUCUCCUCAACAAAGUUGUAGUCGGAAGGGGUUACAAGAUGAUGCAAGAUAACACCAGCUUGACUGCUCCACCACCUGGCUACGAUUCGGUUCUCGCUGAAGUUGCUACUGGUGGUUCCCUCAAUUAUGAUGAACUUGUUUGUUACACGGAGAACGCUAUCAGGCCUUCGUACCUCGUCAUGUACGACGCUUGA
Pisolithus orientalis is the source of this 1077-nucleotide messenger RNA. RefSeq names its product ADP-ribosylation. Lineage: Eukaryota; Fungi; Basidiomycota; Agaricomycetes; Boletales; Pisolithaceae. The transcript is spliced from 9 exons. The coding region runs from base 1 to 1077 and encodes 358 amino acids. The record is from RefSeq and is a predicted model, not a curated record. Gene Ontology annotation, molecular function: NAD+ poly-ADP-ribosyltransferase activity.